Aspergillus wentii DTO 134E9 is the source of this 1554-nucleotide messenger RNA. RefSeq lists its product as uncharacterized. NCBI's taxonomy places the organism in Eukaryota, Fungi, Ascomycota, Eurotiomycetes, Eurotiales, Aspergillaceae. The record is from RefSeq and is a predicted model, not a curated record. The transcript has 3 exons. Bases 90 to 1478 code for a protein of 462 amino acids.
AUUUCAUCCCCUUUUUCCCUUCCUUUCUUUUAUUUCCAUCUUCAUCUUCCCCCCAUCUAAUAAACUCUAUUAUCCCUAUCCCUACAAUCAUGUCCCACUACGACGAUCGCCAUUACCAUCCCCACCGCGAUCGAUACUCUCACUCCCACGACCCCUACUACUACCCCGAGUCCGGAAGCCAUUACACAGACCUCGCCCGUCCCCGGGAGAGUUCUGACUCUAUCGAAGAAGUGCCCCGCGAUUAUGUUCCCGGCCAGUAUGGUUCCGGUGCUGGGUAUGAAUACGGAUACGGGCCUCCCCCGCGGUCGUCGCACGUGCGCAGAUCUUACUCGGUGACUGGUGGUGGAAGAAGAGGAUAUUAUGAUGAUGAGGUGGAUGGGGAGUAUCGUCGUCCGCGUCAUCAUCGGAGUUCGAAAUAUGCGAGGGAGUCGAAGCGUGAUCGUGAUUAUCGGAGAUAUCCAUCUCGUUCGCCGUCGAGUAGUCGUUCGCCACCGCCGAGAACUAGGAGGCGGAAGUCUUUUGGUGAACAGGCGCUUGGGGCGUUCGGGCUGGGUAGUUCUACGUCUGCUGCUACUUCGUCGAAAAAGCAUCACCGUGAUAGUCGGGAUCCUCGAGGUCGAGGCCGUUCUCAUACCCGUCAUCGUCGGUCGUACUCGUACUCGCCAUCGAGGUCGAGGAGCAGAGGCCGUCAUCGUCAAAGCAAGAGCGAGCAGCGUAUGGCGCAGGCCGUGCAAGCGGCGUUGGCUGCGGGUGCGGUCGAAGCCUUCCGUCUCCGUAAAGAGCCUGGAGAGUGGUCGGGCGAUAAGGGGAAGCGCAUUUUGACUGCUGCCGUGACGGCGGGUGGUACUGAUGGUCUGGUGGAUAAGGACCCGCGCAAGCACCAGAAGCGACAUGUGAUUGAGUCAGCUCUUGCAGGACUGGCGACUGAUCAUUUCGUCAACGGGCCGAGGUCGAGGUCUAGAUCGAGACAUGGGAAGCAUAGCUCGAGGCCUAGUUCUGACCCGCAAAAACGGUCUAACAGCCAUAGCAAGGCUAAAAAGGCUGCUGCUACGGCGCUCCUGGCUGCUGCGGGUAAGGAGGCCUAUAAACGGUACCAGUCCCGGGGUCGGGGUCGGUCCAGUUCGCGGUCCGGUGAUGAAGGCUCUUCGGCGCCUCGUCACAGUAAGAAGCGGAGCAAGAGUGUUUCCGAAUACCUCAACCAGGGCAUGGCGGCCUUGGGUCUCGAUGAAAAAGACAAGAAGCGGAGUGAAAGACGGUCAGCCCGCUACGAUGAUGAGUACUCGGAUGAAGACCGUGAUAGUGGUUAUAAACCCAGGCAUCACCGAAGUUCCAGACAUGACAGCGAUGAUGACCAGGAUUACGACUAUGGAAGACGGCAUCGAAGCUCCAGGUACGACGAUGAUGACCGGGACAGUGACUAUGGAAGACGGCACCGAAGUUCCCGACAUGGAGGAUCUGCCAGAGAUUACUACCAAUGAAGAGUCAACGCGCAAGAAAAUGAACCGGGAGUCCCUGAUAGCUGCAGGCCUGGCAACCGUGGCUACCGUGCAUGCC